Molecule: messenger RNA, 2268 nt
Organism: Mycena indigotica
Lineage: Eukaryota; Fungi; Basidiomycota; Agaricomycetes; Agaricales; Mycenaceae
Product: Arf-GAP domain-containing protein
Exons: 8
Coding region: 1-2268 (755 amino acids)
Biological process (GO): COPI coating of Golgi vesicle
Molecular function (GO): acyltransferase activity, transferring groups other than amino-acyl groups; GTPase activator activity
Source: RefSeq, a predicted model, not a curated record
AUGUCCAUUCCCGACCCUAGUGCACACCUCUCUGAUCGUUUCGUGGUCGAAUCCAGCGACUUGCGUGCCGAAAUCGCCGCGAAGACACCCAUCAGAUUCGCCGAAGAUGGCGAGCCGUGCCUUCCACUCCCGGCACCCUUUGAGCAAUUUUAUCUUGGACCCGAGCGGCAUUCGGACUUGCCUUUUGAUGUGGCGAUGAUGAACGAUAUUCGUGUCGCUCGCACAAUCAUGGGCCCACCGUUUCCUGUUCAGCUCCUCGGCGCGCAAAAGUGGCUCGUUCGAGAACGUGAUUUUACCGAGAAGCUUUUCGCUGGAUAUGCCGCAGGCAAAUACCAGCCGGGCAACGUCGACUCGUCACCCUUUUCAGUCAUCCGCGAGCGAAAGAGGGACGGCCAGCCUGAUCCAUACGUCGGGCAGGUCACGAUUGGCUUCGAGAAAGGCCUGCGGAAGACACCAGUGAGAGAAGGAUGCGAGAGUUGGCGGAGGACGGAUGGAUUCUGGGAGAUGGGCGCGGCACUCAACGUUGAUUACCAGGGUAAGGGCGUCGCGUCUGCUGCGACCAAGGUCAUCUUUGACUUCGCUGUCGAACACCUUGGUGCGACAGAGAUCCAUGCCAACGUCCUGCAAACCAAUGUCGGUUCUGUGCGACUCUGGCAGAAGUUGGGGUUUGCGGAGGACGAAAGUGCUCGUGAGGAAAUCCAAAUCCCAGAAGCGAAGGGUGGUGGACUAGGAAUCAGCUGCCAAAGACAUCAUGCGUCGUUGCUGAUACCUGAAGAUGAUGCUAUCAGGGGCUGUGCACUCCCAUAUUUUGCUUCUUCCUCCACGUCGUCGAUGGCCGACCAAGUGCCCAAAGCCGAAACAGACCGCAUCUUUGCCGUUCUCCGAGGACAGAAAGAGAACAAAACAUGCUUCGACUGUGGUGCUCGUAACCCGACGUGGUCUUCAGUUACCUAUGCCGUCUACCUUUGUUUGGAUUGCUCUUCGGUUCAUCGUAACAUGGGGGUGCAUAUUUCCUUCGUCCGCUCCACGAAUCUCGACUCCUGGAGCGUUGGUCAACUACGUGCCAUGAAAGUUGGCGGAAACAAGGUCGCCGGCGAGUUUCUGCAUAAACACGGCCUCAAUGCAAGCUUGACCGGAAAAGCGAAAUAUGAGUCCAAGGCGGCGGAAUUGUAUCGCGAGGAUUUGGCCAAGCGGGUCAAAGCCGAUGCGGUCCGUUUCCCCGACGGUGUCGUUGUCGAGGGGGCCUCGUCUUCAGCAGCAGCGGCGGGAGACAGUGCACCUGCCGAAGAAGACUUUUUCGAAAGUUGGAGCAAGCCCAGCACGCCAAAGGAGACCAGUCGGGUUGGGACACCAGUUGUGCCUGUCAUUGGACGAACUGCUAGUGCAAAAUCCGUAACUUCCACUCCACCACCACAACCACAACCUACCUCGCCCCCUCCUGUUGUUGCUGCCCCCACACCUGUUGCCCCAAAACAACCUCGCCUUGGACUCGCUGCCGCUUCAAAGGCAUUAAAUACGACUGGUAGUUCAGCACAACUCAAACUUGGUGCAGGCAGCAAGAAAGGGAAACUCGGUGCACAGAAGGCCACUCCCGUUUCGUUUGCUGAAGCAGAACGUCGCGCUCGUGAAGAGGAAGAGCGGACUAAGGCACUCGGUUAUGAACGCGAAGCUGCAGCCGCGGCAGCAGCAGCAGCAUCACCUACCAUUAUCCAAUCAGCCGCCAGUCUGCCGACCAAAAGCACAACGACAACGACAAACACAACAACAGCUGCUCCCCAACCCAAACCAGCCUUUGUACGUCUUGGCUUUGGUGCCCUGCCCACGGCGGCGACCGCCUCAGCCAAUGCAGCUGCCUCCGCUGCCCAUCUCAAUCCAGGCAUCAAAAAGACACCCGUCAUUGAUGAUGCUCCAACCACGGCUCGCGAUAGAUUCGGUGGCCAGAAAGGCAUAUCAUCAGACAUGUACUUUGAACGGGGGGCAUACGAUGCCAACUCACACGCGGAGGCUCAAGAACGGCUCAAGAGCUUUGCCGGAAGGAGUGGGAUUGGUAGCGAUGAGUACUUUGGACGAGAAGAGGAUCCUCUUGACCCAUCAAACAGCCGCAACCAGCCUUCUUAUUUCGAAGACACGUCGCUUGCUGGUUUGGAGACCUCUGCUCGUGAGGCGAUUUCGCGAGUUUUGGCAAACCCGGAUGUCCAGAACGUUGGGGAGAGUAUAAGGGCUGGCGCGUUGAAGCUCUCCGACUACCUCGCGCAGGUUUCGACGUGA